Molecule: messenger RNA, 1227 nt
Organism: Cotesia glomerata
Lineage: Eukaryota; Metazoa; Arthropoda; Insecta; Hymenoptera; Braconidae
Product: cell division cycle protein 123 homolog
Exons: 6
Coding region: 223-1170 (315 amino acids)
Cellular component (GO): cytoplasm
Source: RefSeq, a predicted model, not a curated record
CUUCUGGUUGUCGCUAGUGUAUGUAAUAUGGCGUCAAUGUUCUAAAAUACUCAUGUAAACAAUAAGUAUAAAAAGAGUUGUACACUUACUUAUUUAAUUUAUGUUCAAGUGAUAUUUGUCUUUAGCUUUAGACAAAGGAUACAGUACAGGAUACUCUUUGGCUUUAGUUUCAGAAAAAUUCGGCCUAUAAUAUCCAUAUUUCGGAAAAUAAAAUAAAUAAUUAUGUUAAAUAACCCGGUAAUUGAAUGUUCGAUUUCAACAUGGUAUUCGGAAUUCACAAAAAAUUCACUAGAGACAGUUGUAUUACAAAUACCAGACAAUUUUUUGAAUUAUUUGGAGCACGAUGCAUUUAUUUUGCCAGUGGAAGCUACUGACAAUAAAAUACGAAAUAUAAAAUGGUCUGAUGGAUCGUCUGGUCAGGAUAACCUAACAGAAGAUUCAGCUCAGCCAACGUUUCCAGAAUUUAGUAAACAAAUUCAAGAUGUUAUCGACGAUUUUGGAGCAGUUUUUGUAAAAUCAAACUGGAGAACACCUUCAGAUGCAAUGUGGGUAGCAGUAACAAAAUCAUUAAAAUGUACGUCACUUGAGGAAGUAUACUUACUCUUAAAAAGUUCUGAUCGCAUUUCACGUGAUAUAUCUGCAGUAAAAGAAUUAGCAAAAAAUAAUAAAGAAAUUCCACCCUGCUUGGUAUUGAAGAAGUGGCGUGAUAUUAAUCCUUGCACAGAAUUCCGCUGCUUUGUUGUGAACAGAGAAUUAGUUGGUAUUUGUCAAAGGGAUGUGACUCAGUAUCAUCGAUAUAUAGAGAAUGAAAAAUACAGUAUACAAACAGACAUUAAAAGUUUGUUUCGAGAGCGUAUAAAGGAUCGAUUUCAACUCAAUAAUUAUACGUUUGAUGUGAUUCGUUAUAAAAAAGACAAAGUGAAAAUAGUUGACUUUGGUUCUUUAGAUGAGUCAUCUAUAAAAGGAACUCUAUUUACUCAUCAAGAAUUAAUUAGUUCCAUAGUAGACCCUCCAGAAUUUCGUUUCAUCGGCGAAGAUAUGGGAAUUCAACCUAAUACUCCAAAUUACUUCUGCAUGCCCCAGGAACUCAAUGAGUUUUUUACCAGAGAAGGCUCUAACGAUAUGAUUGAAAUGAUUCGCAGGGCUGUUGAAACUCAACAAAUCGAAUAAGCGGCUUAUAAUAACGGCUUCUACAAAUAUUAAAUAUUCAACAUAAGCUUUUAAAAU